AAAAAAGCUCACAGAGACAGAAAUUACGUGCAGGUCUCACAGUCUUGCUCUGCUACAUGUGUGAGUGUGUGUAUAUCUGUAGUUCAUGACAAAAUAAACAUGAACCUUUUAGAAUUUUAUUUUUUUUUAUAUAUAUAUCCUCUCUGGAGAUGGACUUCUGUAGUUUUUAGGUUGUAACUAUCCUAAUUAUUAGGGUUUGUUAUGCAUUAAAUGAGAAUUUGUUCUGGAAUUGUAUAAAAUUCUCAUACAGGUAAUAAAAGGUAUUGCAAAUCAAAUUGAUUCAUCACAUGUCAUGACAAUGGCAGUAGAUUUUAAAACAGUACUUGGCACACCAAGUUGCACAGAAUGCCUCACAAGGAGCUCCACUGACAAAUGGCUAUACAUGCAAACCACAUGUGUGUAAGACAGCUGAAGAUCUGUUACAUAAUGGGUUAGCUGACCAAAAGAAAGGUCUUUUUUUUUUCGCAAUCACGAUCCAAGAUAUAAAUUGACAUUUUAAAAUGUUCUGUGGGUUACAGACAGACAUUAAAACACAAUAUUGCAUUAAAAACAGUUCUCUUUUGGCACAAGCCUCCAUGCCACUAACUAACUCAAAUUGUAUUGUUUACAAUAUAUCACCUAAGAAGAAGCCCCUUGAAGUAAUUUGUCCAAUCAGCAUAGCUACUGUACACAGUUUGCCAUAUCACUCUAUUGGCUUGUUCAGAGGACAUUUAAAGUCACAACCUCUAUGAUUUGCCUCAAAAACUAGAUUGUAUAGACCUUCAAAUUCAAUCAAUUGCACACCCUACAUACUGUAGACUAAGCAGAUGUGGAGUAUUUUAUUACAUCAGUAAUUAUACAAUGUCAAUAUUUAGGUUUAAGGAUGUAAACCUUCACAUAUGCUGAAUCAUGAAAGAAUUGUGGGUCUUAUUCUGGAUAACUAUCCAAUUCUUGUGGCCCAACAUGUUGUCAAGCCUACAUCAGCCUUCUGUUUCUCUCAGAAUAGCAACAACAAACAACAUUCGACAAAAGUGUAAGUUUCAUUAAUUCAGUGGAGAUGUGAAAGCAGAUACAAAUGGUGCAUGGCUAUAUUGAUUAUUUGGUUGGAGAUCUUUUGUUAUCUAUGACUGCAAGGAAGUUUACCACGUGUUAUGAUCUUCUCUAGUGAUCCUCAGCCAGUCUUGCAGCCACCUUCAAUUCCCAAUAGUUUUGGUGCAUUUAUGUGUUCAGCCUGGUCUUUAGCAGGCAAAGCACAACACGGUCAGUUGCAUUGUUGUUGUCAGCUAACCAGUCAAGAAGAUUCUUCCAUUAACGAAAUUUCGAAUAAAGUCUACACAUAUUUACUGCUUCUCAAAUGAACAUAUGCCUGUAUGCAUACUUUACUGACUGAUUUCAUUGAUUGCAUGAUUCCAAUUGAAUUGGAUAUUUUUUUAAUUUAUGCUUCAUUGUAAUUCAUUCCAUCAUUCUUUAUUCUAAAUAUUAAGUACAAACUAUUUAGUGACAUAACUGUAAUGAAGCAGAGUAACUGUGAUACUGUAAAUGGCAGAUGUAUGGUUUGCUUUUAUAAAAACAACUAAAAAAUAAAAUUAUUGUCAACGUGAUAAGUAUUAAAAUAUCUUUUUGUGUGUGGGAAGUUACACAUUUCUAUCAUUUGUAUAGUCUAUUUUAUACCCCUUUUUUACACCUUUGGUAAAAUCUUAUUUUUGUCCAUCAUAAGUCACUGUUUCAUGUCAUUUGAUAUUUCAUUAAAACUUUUGUUGCCAACAGUUCAGCAAUAGCAGCCUGCAAAUAAGUUAUUUGCUGAGCUGGUAUUGGCUGGUGCUCAGAGAGAGUUUGUUUUGGACACAGAUUUUAGUCCAACCCCCUGAAGUCCCGACUACUGACGCAAAACCUGCGUAAAGAGCUGAUGAACCCAAGUGAGCUGCUCUCAACAGAGUCAUCUUGUUUGCCAAACAAAUGAAAACUUCUGGUUGCACAAUUAGACUCGGGAGCUUUAUGUUAAUUAUUAGCCACUCUGUUAAUUACUAAGCAGGGGAUACGAGACCUGUUCUCUAAUCAUGCCCUGGAGAAAUCUAACCAUGCCUCACUCCAGUGCUGCACAGCGCUGAAACUGGAGUACAAAUCUGCGGCCUGUGGUUGCACAUCUGCAUUGCUGACAAAGAAAUAUGAGAUAUUAGAGAUAUUAGGAAUUGUCCCUAACAGGAGCAUGAACCUAACAUUCAUGAUUGUGAUGGUGAGCAAAACCGGGGCAUGUCCAGAGGAAACCCACACAAACACGUCAAAAUGAUGUAAACUUGUCUACUCCAGUUGACAAGUACAAAUAUACAGCCCUGAAACGUACACUUCUGAUCUUUACAUUCACUGUCAACAACCCCCAGUGAGUUAGUGAUAGAUAGUGAUGGGAGCAGGUCAGGUUUGACAGUUAAAGUGAAACUCUCGCCAAAAUGCAACCAAGGCUUUUUUUUUUUUUUUUUUUUAAUGUAUAUGAGUCAAACUUUUGUGUAAACGCAUAAUUACGACAAUAGAGGCACUUUUAAGAUUUACCGCAUUUUGGUUUUCGGGUCAAACUCGUUUUCUCAGUGCUAGGGGCACUUUACGAUAGCAUCAAAAUCGCUAUUUUAGAAACACUAAGAAGGCUCGACACAAGAUGACACUUUGCUCGUAGUAUCACCAGGGUCUCUAUACAUGAACACGAGAACAAAGAACAUUGUUUGUGUACACAGAGUUUGCUAAAAAGAAAGUUUUUCUAACAACUCACCUUAGCAGUAGCUUGUUCUGCUGCCAGUCAUUAUGGCAGCCGAGGAGUAUCAAUCUCAGAAUGCAACGUAACUUUAAGGGGAGUUAAGGUGGAAUGCUACUGUCUUCUGGCAACCACUGUCCACGCCGUAUAUCACGUGACUUUUCCAGCUUUUUAUUUUUGUAUUGUUUCAUAUAUGAGCCUCCUUUUUCAACUUCAAGGUCAAUAUUGUUUUUUGGCCAAGCUAAACCAUCACCGUAACACACACUAGCAAGCCUACUUUUGGCACUCUUGGCUUGUAAAUGAAUAUAUCCAGCCUCAGUCACUGUCAUUAAAGUGAUUUUAUUUAUUUGUUCUAAGAAGCAGAAAAUGUAAAUGCAAAUAAUUACAAACCAAGAAAAGAAAGAUUUCUUUUCAAUUAAGUUUAUGAAUUUAAAAAUAAAAUUGAAACACCCACUGCAUUUUUUUCUAAUACCCGUUUCUGAAAAGAAAAUCACAACAGCUAAAGAUACAGUAAUCCAGAUUUCAUUCUUUUUCAUUCUACUUUUAGUACAUAUAUCAGUAGAUCAAUGUAUAAAUUAUAGAAAUGAGCUGCAAAAAUAUGUGAUACUUAAACUUAAAUGCUCUGUAAUAUUUAAUUGCAUAGUCUGUCAUCUGUUAUUGAGCUUUCAUCUGUCUGCGCUCUCUUUGCAGCUCUGUCAGCAUAUGUUCUGCUGCACAGAGGAUUGUAGGUUAGAUUUGCCACAAAGACAUACUGGAUUCUGCAAAAUUUGACUGGAUGAAGUAGGACAUCCUUGUAUUUUUGAGUUAUUCUAUUGACAUACUAUGUAUUGGGAUGCACUUAAUAGUACAGUAGUAUAGUUAACACAGCACAGGAACAGUUCUUAAAGCCAAGAAUCUCUUUUGUUAAAACUGUAGUGAUGAACUUAUCUUAUAGUAGACUUAAUUUUACUGACAGCACCAUCUGCAGUUAAAAACAAAACUUCAGCCACACUAAAGCCACCAGAGUCACACUAAAUCUAAAGUAAAUUAAGCCUUAAGGGACACUGUCAAAACAUUUUGCUCAACAGUUCACAAACUGCAAUGUACAAGUUACAGCUGGAACAGAGCUCAUUUGAAAGUGUCCACUCAGCAGAAUCAUCGCUAUGCAAAAAAUCAAUAUCAGGGCUCUCCGUUCAGCUGAAAAAGAUUCAGUUCAGUGACUCAGGAACUAUAUUAAAUACAUUUGAGGGGGAUAUUAAAAUUACAGGGAUAUUUAUCUAGUUCUAUAGAAUGAUAACCACUUGACUGCCAUUCAUUUUCACUGAUAUUCGACAGCUCAUAGUUUGCAACCCAUUGUACAUUCGCACUGUAUUGUACCAGCAUUACUUGAGAGGUCUCUAAACAUGAGCUAUCCUUUUAACACAACAAACUUGGAUUAGUCAUUGGACCACACAAGUAAUGGUUUGCUGAAAAUUGUCUUUUGUACACCUAUGUAGCUAUUCUAUUGAUCAAUGUUAUUUAUUUCUAUUGAAAAAGGAGCUUUUUUCACAAACAAUUAAAGAGGUCAAGUUAUGUUAUAGUUAAUUUUCAGCUUCAUACUUUUUUUGGGGUCUUAGACUUACUAGAAUAAGUUUACAUACAUGAGUGCAAAAAAAAACCCAAACAUACAUCCUCAUACGAUGCAUUGCUGUAGCAUGCUUUUACACACCAUGUCUUAAACGCUCCAUUUUAGCUACACAGCCAUCUUGCCUCUGUUCAGUCUUUGCACUUGUGCAUGACUUAACGGGCAGGAUGUAGCCAAUCAGAGGCAGAAUUGGGUGAGUCAUGCCAGGGAAGGUAGUCUGAGCCAACAUAAUGCCAACAUGAUGCCGCUAAAGCUAAUAAAUGUAGCUGUGGUACAGCCGUAUUUUAUAAUAUAUAUAUAUAAACAUAUAUAUUUACAUCUGUUAAAUGAUGAUGCAUAUAAGUUAUAGAAGUAAAAGCUCAACUCCAAACCAAGCAUUUCAUGCAGUGCAGGAGCCGUGUUUUCUGUGGGAGAGGGUAACUCGCUUUGCGAGGUCAUGGGCUUUUGCACUUUGCAGACCUUUUACAUGCAUAAAAAUGUUACAUUACAAAAUAAAAGACAAGCAAAACCCUAAAACACAUCCUGGAGUUUUUAUUAUUGGAAUAUCAAACAAGGUAAAACAUUUUAAAAAACUGUGCCUACUUUGUAGAUGUAUCUCUGGGGACUUGUUAAUGCCGCAAAAACAACAUCCCAGAGAUGUUGCGCACUGAAGACACAUUACAUGAUAAGAAGAACAGAGAUCUAAAGCUUUGACUCUUGUGGCUGAUGAAGACAUCCUCAGGUGAGAGGAGUUCAGUCCAUGUCCUGGAGCCUAUGUAACAUGUAUGGUCGUUGAGGUUGAGGUUUUAUCUCAAAUUUAAGACAUAUGGCACUUAUUUAUUUGGUAAGAAAAUGAUGUGUUAUAUGCUGUUCAUUUUAGCUUCAGAGACUUUUAACAAGUUUUAUUCUGAUUGUAAUCACACUGAUAUUGUUGGUGCAUGUCUUAAAUUGUGUGUCGGAGUGUAUAUGGAAAUUUGACACAUUUUUUCUUGAACAGGUUUGCUUCUGGCCACAUUUGCAAAAUGCAGAAUCUGACUGAAUUUGUAACAGGCAAUGUAACAUCCAACAACAUCCUGUCUGUGAUCAUUAAGGUGUGUGUUGUUAUCCCUUUUUUCUGUGUCUUCCUCUGCUGCAUUGCUGUCAUGCUGCACAUAUUUGUGUCUCACAGGCAGUUCAUGGACACUUCACGGUACAUCCUGUUUGCCUACAUGCUGAUCAAUGACACCCUGCAGCUCUUGUCCUCUGUUAUACUCUUCCUCUUUGUCAUGGGAGGGGUGAAAUUUUCUCUUGUCUACUGCAUUCCCUUGCUGAUCAUUUCCACUGCCACCUUCCAGAACACACCGUUAAUCCUGGCCACCAUGUCACUCGAGCGUUAUGUUGCCAUCUUUUACCCCCUACAGCGUCCAGUCGCCUGGCGCUCAGACCGAAUCUGGAUUAUUAUUCUGUCCCUGUGGCUCAUAAACUGCAUCUUCCCUAUAAUUGACCACUCCAUCAAGGAGCAUAAUCCAGCUGUGGAUAUCCUCUCCACCCCUGUGCUUUGUAAAGCUACUGUUGUCAACUCAUCUCAAAUUCAGACAUUGUUCAGAGCUGCUACAAGUAUUCUCUUCUUCACAGUAGUGGCUGUUAUCAUCCUCUUUACAUAUGUGAGAAUCCUGCUGGAAACCAGGAAGCUCAAACAAGACAAAGCGUCUGUGAGUAAAGCCAUGCAUACUGUGCUGCUGCACGGCUUCCAGCUGCUACUGUGCAUGUUGGCUUUCACCAUCCCCAUCACUGAGAGUGUCAUAGCUCUGCAUUCCAAAUGGAAACCAGAAGACGUCGCCUAUUUUAAUUUCUUCUGUUUCAUUCUAAUUCCACGCUUUCUCAGCCCGCUCAUCUACGGCUUCAGAGAUCAGAGUCUCAGGAGCUACAUCGAGAAAACAUUCCUCUGCUGCUUGAACACAGUCAAACCAAGCAGGCAAACUGCAGGACAACGUAUCUGUUUGUCUAACUUUUGAAAUCAUGACUGAGUACAAUUUGGGUUAAUAGCUUUACCUUUCAUCUGCAUUUUUGUAGCUAAUAAGGCUUUUUCAAUCAGUAUUGGACAUUUUUGUAGGAGUCUUUAGGGUUAUUCAGUAGAUUAAAGAUCCAAAAGACACCCCAAAAAAUGUCCAAUAGUGAUCGGAAAGCCUUAUUGGCCUUGUAACAAUGACCCAACUGCACUCUCAUAAUAGGCAUGUGUCAAUUUUUGCACACUUUCAACAGAUCAGCUAUCAAUCUGCUCUUUUAUUUUAUGCAAUUCAUCAGGGUAAUUAUAUCAAGAGAAAUUAUUUGUACACACUGCUGUGAACUUCUGAGAAAAUGUGAUCAAAUAUGAAAUAAUUUUUUCGUAUCUGUUGGUUUUCAAUCAUGCUUUAAAACCUAAACAUUAUUCUUAUUAAAUUGCAUUCUGUUUGAUAUUACAAAGGUCUCAGAUAUAAAAAUAAGAACAACCUAAGCAAGUCUUGAAGAAAAAGCCUUUAUUUAGAUUUAAUUUCAUAUUGAAAAUUACAUUUAAAAAUCACCUAAGUAGCAACCCACACAGGACACCAGGCCUUCUUUUGAUCAUGCUUGAUGGAAAAACAAUGAGACUGGUCAGAUGUUUUGUGUCUAUAAUCAUAAUCUGCAAAUCACAAAGAAAUCAGACAAAUGUUGUGUAGCAACUGUUCGGCCUGUAAAGUAGAUUAUCAUUUAAUUGUAUUAAAUGUGCAAUACAAAAGAAAGGUAGGCCUACAGGCAAGAGACAGUUUGUAUAGAAUAGAAUAGAAUAGAAUAGAAUAGAAUAGAAUAGAAUUUAUUGUCCCCUAGGGGAAAUUUGUCAUGGACUCAAAGUGCAUCAAACUAGUAGCUGCCCUAACAGACAAUAAACACACAUAAAAAUACAUACACCAGCUAAAGGUGUACAUGUAGGCUACAUACACAUUCAUGACACAUCCAAUAAAAGAUUAAUAAAUAAAUAUAUCAAAAAAUCAAAAAAACAAAAGCCCGACACCGGAAGUAAGGGAUGCUGUCAAGCUGAAGAAGGAGUACUAUCGAGCAUGGCUGGCUCGGGGGACUCCUGAGGCAGCUGACGGGUACUGGCAGGCCAAGCAUGCUGCGGCACGGGCGGUCGCGGAAGCAAAAACUCUGGGUCUGGGAAAAGUUCGGGGAGGCCAUGGAG
Messenger RNA from Acanthopagrus latus (yellowfin seabream), 7476 nucleotides. Its product is annotated as odorant receptor 131-2-like. The record is from RefSeq and is a predicted model, not a curated record. Gene Ontology annotation, biological process: G protein-coupled receptor signaling pathway. The transcript has a single exon. NCBI's taxonomy places the organism in Eukaryota, Metazoa, Chordata, Actinopteri, Spariformes, Sparidae. Gene Ontology annotation, molecular function: G protein-coupled receptor activity. The coding region runs from base 5324 to 6295 and encodes 323 amino acids. Gene Ontology annotation, cellular component: membrane.